Messenger RNA from Carassius gibelio (silver crucian carp), 3353 nucleotides. Its product is annotated as rap1 GTPase-activating protein 2. Lineage: Eukaryota; Metazoa; Chordata; Actinopteri; Cypriniformes; Cyprinidae. Gene Ontology annotation, cellular component: cytoplasm; plasma membrane. Bases 245 to 2386 code for a protein of 713 amino acids. The record is from RefSeq and is a predicted model, not a curated record. The transcript has 25 exons. Gene Ontology annotation, molecular function: GTPase activator activity. Gene Ontology annotation, biological process: regulation of small GTPase mediated signal transduction; activation of GTPase activity.
CGCUGAAGUGAGAGGGAGUGACAUAGCAGGUGCGAGAACCCCAAACUGUCACACACAUACACAUGCACAAAGCGUAAGAAAGAGGGUGGAGAAUGAAAUUAUUUCAUAGUUGCACACGAGAGAGUGAGGAAGCAGAAAGAGUGAUUGUGAGAUACUGAAACACGAGCACAGAGGGACGAUACAAGAGAGACAGUGAGGAGGGAGUGGAAGACGGUUUGGAGUUAGAAGCGAAUAAAGAGGGACCAUGCUGAGGAGGAAGAGGAGCGUAUCCUUCGGUGGAUUUGGAUGGGUUGACAAGUCUACCAUUAGUGCCCUUCGAUCUCGGAAGCACGAGUUGCUAUCCAUCUCCAAUGUGCCCCUGGCAGACUGCCCUCCCUCUCCCCCCAGAACCGCCCCGCCCACCAUGAAGUCAAAUCAGUUUUUUGAUAUGCUGGACAAGAUGGAGCAGGUUUCUGAGGUGGAGGAAAUGAGGCCACAAAGAUUAAAGGAAGGUUACAUUCCAUACCCAAAGAUAGAGGAGGUGUUACAGCGGGGUGAGCCAUACCCUCAGGUCAUCCUGCCUCAGUUGGGGGGUUACUGGAUAGAAGACCCUGAUGCCCCUGAUGCCAUCCCGAGCUGGGAGAAUGGCUUCUGUGAUGAGGAAAAUGGAGAAGGAAGCAAUUCAGGAGAGUUUGGCUAUAGACUGGAGAGUAACUAUGCCAUUCGCGCAUACCGCAAGCACUUUCUGGGCAGGGAACAUCUGAACUUCUACUGCACGGCCAGUAACCAUGGCAACCUCAUACUGUCCCUCCGACACGAGGAGGUGAAGGAGCAAGAGUACCUGCACAUCAUUCUCAGGACUCCAUCAAAGACAAUCUAUGACAAGAUCCCUUUGGCAGGCUUGACUGAGCUCCCUAGUGUCCCUCAGUUAGCAAAGAUACUAUGUGAAGACAUUGUAGGUCUGAGAUUUGGUCCUGUGUUGUACCCAAAGGGCUCUCAAUUAAUAGUGAAUUAUGACGAGCAUGAGUUAAACAACACAUUUAAGUUUGGCGUCGUCUACCAAAAGUUUGGGCAGACCUCGGAGGUGGAGUUGUUCGGGAACAGCGAAGAAACUCCAGCAUUUACAGAGUUCCUCCGAGUGCUGGGAGACUGUGUAGAGCUGCAGGAUUUUAAAGGAUUUCGAGGUGGUCUGGACGUGUCUCACGGUCAGACGGGGUCUCAGUCAGUCUACACUGUGUUCAGAGGACAGGAACUCAUGUUCCACAUCUCCACCAAACUCCCUUAUACUGAGGGAGACAUCCAGCAGGUCCAAAGGAAGCGCCACAUUGGGAAUGACAUAGUGGCGGCAGUUUUUCAAGAGGAGGCCACACCUUUUGUGCCUGACAUGAUCGCUUCCAAUUUUCUCCAUGCCUACAUUCUAGUUCAAGUGGAAAACCCCGGAACAGAUGACACCACAUACAAGGUGUCUGUCACAGCACGUGAAGAUGUGCCUCAGUUCGGCCCUCCGCUUCCCAAUCCACCCAUCUUUAAAAAGGGGCCAGCAUUCAGAGAGUUUCUGCUGACCAAGCUCAUCAAUGCAGAGUUGGCAUGCUACAGGUCAAGCCGAUUUGCCAAGCUUGAGGAGAGAACGCGAACCGAACUGCUAGAUAAUCUUCAUAAUGAGUUACACAAGCGCACACAGUCAAUGCUGGGCCAUCCCCUCAGCGCAGACGAAGAGAGGAUGGAGAACGGAGGACAUGGAGGAAUACUGGAGUCUAUUAAGCGGGCGAUGCGCGUGCGCAGUCACUCUAUGGAGGCGAUGGUGGGCUCCCAGAAACACGGCCGCUGCUCUCCGGUUGGUGGAGGCGUACCCACCAGCCUGAGCGGAGUCGGUCUGACACACAGCAACACCGAGGCUGCCAAGAACUCUUCUCCAGUGAAGAGCCCGGUGAAGAGACGCUCGGGGCUGUUCCCGCGGCUGCACACCAGUGUGGACGGACAGCCAGAGCGCCACAGACGCAGUGUCCUGUGUGAUCAAAGAAGUCUAGAUGUUGGUCCCCAUUCACAGGAAGUGAGAUCAGAGACGUCGUCCAAUCCUAGCUCUCCAGAGAUCCUGAUCAAUGAGAGGCCAUCUCUCAAGCUGAAGGAGGUCAGUGGAAGACCAGAUAUCUCUCACUCUUCUUCCAGCACCAGCAGCUUCAGCAGUGCUGCAGGAGACCUAGAGACUCUGGAGGAGAACGAACCUAGCAGCCUCCAGAUUUCUCCUAGUCUCUCCCCAGUCUUUGGCUCUCUGAGCGCCGAGGGACAGGGUGCAGGCGCGCCAGUAAUCAUGUGCCGCAGUCCAACAGAUUUUAGGAAUAAGAUCUCGCCAAGAUCCAAUCUGAAGUUCCGCUUUGACAGAUUGAGCCAGUCCGCUGCCGGACAGUAGCAAAGAGAAUGUCAAAGACGACCAGAACCAUUAAAAGCAAUGGAUCAGCACUGAAGAUCAAGCACUGUCAGGACUGAGAAGGAGAGAAAUGAAGGAGGAACAUCACAGGAACAAGCACACAUGCUUCAGCACACAGUUUGCAUCUCCUCUAGUUUCUGCUGCAGGUGGUCAACUGGCACUGACUCGGCACAUUUAUUGAUUUUGCACAUUUUGAAGUCUUUCACAGUAAAGAAAUAAAGAAAUAAUCCAAUAUCUUGUGAGUUAAUGAAAUACAAACUUGGAUUAGCAGGUCAAUAAUAGUAACUUUCCUCACUUAAUAGUAAUAAAACAACACAUUUUAUUUUAAUUAACAAUAUACCCAGCACCUGAAACAUUCCACAGUAUUCUGAGACUCACAUAAAUGUACUUGACCAGCGCUAUUACUGCUGGAAAAACUUGCCACAGAAGAUAUCAUUAUACAAAUUAAUUUAGUAACAAAUCAAUCUAAAAUGCACUAGAGAGGUCAUAUAAUAAUACAAUAGGCUAGCACAACAUUGCUUUUCUCUGGAACACUCACAUUUGAGCAAUCCCUGAAAAUCUGCCCUAAAAUCAGCCAUUGUUUGGAGAUGUUUUCAGCCAUUACUGUGUUCCCCGAAGAGUUAUUUAUAAUAUAUAUUAUUAAAAUAAAACUUGAAGUACUAAACUUUUUUGUGUAUAUUAAGUGUAUAUAUUCAUUGAGUAUAGUCCAUGGAUCACAGAAAAAUAAACCAUUAUUGUCACAAACAGCUGAAAUGUGUUAAAUGUAACACUUUUAAAGGGACUUUCUCCAUUCAGUCUUUGGUAAAAAUUAUUUUUAGUUUCCUUAUAGUAUAAAUUGCUUAACAAAAAGAGCUGUGUUAAUUUAUUUCUCUAUGAUUGUACUGUUACACGUGUAAAGGUUUCUGUAUGGCAAUGUUGAUUUUGUUAAAUAAAAUAUUGUAUUUUGAAA